Messenger RNA from Rhinocladiella mackenziei CBS 650.93, 1197 nucleotides. RefSeq lists its product as uncharacterized. The transcript has 2 exons. The record is from RefSeq and is a predicted model, not a curated record. The coding region runs from base 1 to 1197 and encodes 398 amino acids. Gene Ontology annotation, cellular component: mitochondrion. NCBI's taxonomy places the organism in Eukaryota, Fungi, Ascomycota, Eurotiomycetes, Chaetothyriales, Herpotrichiellaceae.
AUGGCGACUCCGCGGCUGCCUUUUCUAUACCCCAAUUUCUUCCGCGCGGUGCGUGCUUGCGAGCCGACAACUUACCGAUCGAUUCGAGCACCUCCCACGACAAAAUCCAGCCGCAAAGCGAAAUUCCACACCUCUGCUAGAAGGCACCAGGAAACAAUCCCACAGAGAUACGGACAGGCAGCCACCCAGAAUUUUCCUCCCCCUCCAAAGCCAUCGGAGCCAUUGACACCCAAAGAAGAGCAGGAACAGAAAAAGGGGACCUCGUCGUCACAAGCACAGUCUUCUCAAGACGCAGCGACGGAAGAUAAUACUGGGCAAGAUGUGCCGCAAGAGUCGAAUACUACCUCCGACUGUGUGGGAGAAACAUCGAUGAAAGACGACAAGGCCAAAUCUGAAGAGCGAGAACUAUUGGGGACAAAAGAGCUCGACAUUGUGCUAUCAGUCCCCUCUCCCUCCGAGGCCAAAGGCAAAGAUACACACAGACAUCCACAUCUCGAACCUCCGCCCUAUGAACAUCAUUUUGACACAUACUCUCUGGUGCAACAAUUGGCGGCCAAGGAUGCAUAUACCGUAGAACAAGCCACGACCCUCAUGAAAGCCAUCCGGCAAAUGCUUGCCAUGAACCUGGACGUGGCAAAAGAGGGACUCGUCUCCAAAUCCGACAUCGAGAACGAAUCGUAUCUGUUCCGCGCCGCGUGCUCUGAGCUGCGAACCACUUUGCAAACGACGCGGCAUUCAGAGACAUUAAAGCAGCGAAGCCAACGAGCCCAAUUACAGCACGAAUUUGAUAUUCUCAAUCAGAAGUUCACGCAGGAUCUCAUGACGCUGCGCGAGGAGUUAAAGGGGCUGUUCAACGAUCGUAAAUUAGGUCUGCAGGAGGAAAAACGCAAGAUUGACGGCAAAAUCUCCGAACUAAACUACGAAAUCACCGUGCUUCUGAACAGUGAAGCCAAAAGCGAAGUCGAGGGUUUACGAUGGGUAUUAACCCGUCGGGCGGCUUUUGCCAUUGGAGUGUGCGCCUUCAUGAUCAUAUCGGCCCUGAACUACUCAUCCAUCAAGAUGCGCGAAAAAGAAGAAGCAGAGAAGAAACGCAAAGCAGCCGCCAAUGCGCAGAAAGAACGUGCUGAGACACAGGUUCGUUCGCAGUCCGAGGAGCAGAAGCCGCCGCCCGUGGAUCGGGUGGAGACUCUAGGCUGA